Messenger RNA from Symbiodinium natans, 492 nucleotides. Lineage: Eukaryota; Dinophyceae; Suessiales; Symbiodiniaceae. The record is from the annotation of a GenBank genome assembly.
AUGGCCUUCGGCAAGGCAGUGGCGGCAGUUGCGGGUGCUGCAGUGUUCCAGGCCUUCACGGGUUUGUCCUUCCUGACGGCCUCGCGCGCAGCGUGGGGCUGGCAGCUGACGGUGCCGGGCAACGCUGACUUCAGCUGUGCCGAGGGCAGCACCAUCGGCUGCGCUUCGUUCAAUGGAUGUGAGGCAUCCAACUUCACCUGCACAGUGGUGCCUGCCGAGGGCAAGUCCUGUGAUGUGUCCAGCAUCAGCGUGCAGUGCACGGACUUGGCGGACAACACCAGCAUGCCUUUCCAGCCCAACCUAGGACAGUGCAUCAACGUGCAGGCCUACGCGGAUUCGAACAACAAGACGAUGGACGAGGUCGCUUGGUCGCAGGUGCCGAUGUGCAUGAACGCCACCACCACCACAGGUGGCUCUUCCUCUACCUCGUCUGCCGCUGGCCUGCAAGUGCUGGGCUCCGUGACAGCCGUCGUGGCUGCAUUGUCCGCGUGA